UGCCUGGAGCUUGGUGUUGGCUCAGGCGCUUCUGGCCCAGGAGGGAUGGAGAGCAGUGUCCACCUGAGUGGGCUGCUGAGCCGCCACGACGAUGAGGCCACCAGGACGUCCACCUCCGAGGGGCUGGAGGAGGGGGAGGUGGAGGGCGAGACCCUCCUUAUCGUGGAGUCGGAGGACCAGGCCUCGGUGGACUUGUCGCAUGACCAGAGCGGGGACUCCCUCAACAGUGACGAGGGCGAUGUGUCGUGGCUGGAGGAGCAGCUGUCCUACUUCUGCGACAAGUGCCAAAAAUGGAUACCAGCCAGUCAGCUGAGGGAACAGCUCAGUUACCUUAAGGGAGAUAACUUUUUUAGGUUUACUUGUUCCGACUGCUCAGCGGAUGGCAAGGAGCAGUACGAGCGGCUGAAACUGACAUGGCAGCAGGUUGUCAUGUUGGCCAUGUACAACUUGUCCCUGGAAGGCAGUGGGCGUCAGGGCUACUUCCGGUGGAAAGAGGACAUCUGCGCUUUCAUCGAGAAGCACUGGGCCUUCUUGCUGGGGAACAGGAAGAAGACUUCCACUUGGUGGAGCACUGUGGCAGGCUGCCUGAGCGUGGGGAGUCCCAUGUACUUCCGCUCAGGGGCACAGGAGUUCGGGGAGCCAGGCUGGUGGAGACUGGUACAUAACAAGCCGCCCACCCUGAAGCCAGAAGGGGAGAAGCUGUCUGGCUCCACGCUGAAGGCCAAAGCCUCAAAGCCCACCCUGGACCCCAUCAUCACUGUAGAGGGCCUUCGGAAACGGGCCAGCCGGAACCCUGUGGAGUCUGCCAUGGAGCUGAAGGAGAAGCGGUCCCGCACGCAGGAGGCGAAGGACAUCCGGCGGGCCCAGAAGGAGGCAGCCGGCUUUCUGGAUCGCAGCCCUGCGUCCACACCUGUGAAGUUCUCCAGCCGGGCCCGCCGGCCAGAUGCGGUCCUUGAGCGGGGUGAGGUGAUCGACUUUGCAUCACUGAGCUCCUCAGACCGCACCCCGCUGACCAGCCCCUCCCCAUCACCCUCGCUGGACUUCUCUGCACCUGGGACACCGGCGUCACACUCGGCCACGCCGAGCCUGCUGUCGGAGGCCGACCUGAUCCCCGAUGCCAUGCCCCCGCAGGCACUGUUCCAUGAUGAUGAUGAGCUGGACGGUGAUGGCGACAUUGACCCAGGAGUGGAGGACCCGCCACCGUCCCUGGGGCCCGUGGCUUCAGGGCUGGGGACCGGAGGCAGGAAGAAGGUCAGAGCCCCCGAGCACAUCAAGCAGGAGGUGGACAGUGAGGAGGAGAAACCAGACAGGGCAGAUCUGGACAGCGAGGACACAGACUCCAGUGCGUCCCUGCAGACCCGGGCGCGGGACAAGAGGAGGCCGCCCCUGCAGAAGGAUGCAAGGCCACAGGGGCCCCGGUACACGCCUGCCAGCAUCUACGAGGAAAAGCUGCUGCUGCGCAGGCUGGAGGCCUGUCCCAGUGCCGUGGCCAUGACGCCUGAGGCACGCAGGCUGAAGCGCAAGCUAAUUGUCAGGCAGGCCAAGAGGGACCGGGGGCUGCCCCUCUUCGACCUGGACCAGGUGGUCAAUGCUGCCCUUUUGCUAGUCGAUGGGAUCUAUGGAGCCAAAGAGGGAGGGGUGUCCCGGCUUCCAGCUGGACAGGCCACCUACCGGACCACCUGCCAGGACUUCCGAAUCCUUGACCGCUACCAGACAGCCUUGCCAUCCAGGAAGGGAUUUCGACACCAGACCAGCAAGUUUUUGUAUCGCCUGGUGGGCUCAGAAGACCUGGCUGUGGACCAGAGCAUUGUCAGUCCCUACACUUCCCGGAUCCUAAAGCCCUACAUCAGGCGUGAUUAUGAGACAAAACCACCCAAACUACAGCUUCUGUCCCAGAUUCGUUCCUACCUGCACAGAGGUGACCCUCACUGGAUAUCCGAGCCCGACGCACCUCUUGAUUACUGCUAUGUCCGGCCAAAUCACAUCCCAACGAUCAACUCGAUGUGUCAGGAGUUUUUCUGGCCUGGCAUUGACCUGUCUGAGUGCCUGCAGUAUCCCGACUUCAGUGUGGUCGUCCUCUAUAAGAAAGUCAUCAUCGCCUUCGGCUUCAUGGUUCCCGAUGUGAAAUACAAUGAGGCUUACAUUUCAUUUCUGCUUGUCCACCCGGAAUGGAGACGAGCAGGGAUCGCAACUUUCAUGAUCUAUCACCUGAUUCAGACCUGCAUGGGCAAAGACGUGACCCUCCACGUCUCAGCGAGCAACCCCGCCAUGCUGCUGUACCAGAAGUUUGGGUUCAAGACAGAGGAGUAUGUUCUGGACUUUUAUGAUAAGUACUACCCACUGGAGAGCACAGAGUGUAAGCAUGCCUUCUUCCUGCGGCUCCGGCGCUGAUGGCAGGGUGCUCUUUGCCGAGAAUUGUGUGUCUGUUAGGGGUCUGGUCUUUGUGAGGACCCACAGGUGACAACCAUGCCCUGUGGAUACAGCCCCUGCUGGCAGCAGGGUGGCCCUUUUACUGUCACCACAGUCCUCUCUGGAGUGGCCGUAGCCAGCCAUGGGUCUUCUCUGUCAGCUCUGCUGCUGCUGUCCCCAGUGGGUGGCUUGUAGGAGUGGAACCCCCUGAGCUGCUGCUCUCUCGGAGAGAGCCCUCUUGUCCCAACCCAGGGUGAAAGCAGUGACCAGGAAGCUCUGCACUGCCCCAGUGACAGACUGGGACAAUUCUGGGACAAUUCCAGCUGACCUGUUUCCAGCUGGUGGUGUGCUGUCACUGAAUCCAGGAGGACUUCCAGGGUCCCCGAAGUUUUGUGUCUCUUUUGCUGACCUUGGUCACAGCCUGGAAGAAUAAAUGUCUGUAUUGCUUUUCCUGUCAGUGUCCUUAACUUGGCCUUGGCAAGGAGCCAACAGUCCCAUUCUCCCUGCACUGGGAAGCUCGCUGCCAAUUCCAUCCCUGCCCCAACAGGAGGACUGGGUUCCAUCCCUUCUCAGCCGGAGGGCUGCUGCAGAGCAGGGCUGGAGCUGAGCAGGUCUGGGUGGGGCAGUUGAGAGGAGGCCAUGGCCACAGUGGCCCUGUCUGCUUCAUUAAGAGCCAUGGGUUGCAGAGCUGGAGGAGCCUGUGCACCCUGCAGAAAGCCACCAGUGUUUGUGUUCUGUGCCCACAGCCGCUUAGCUGGGAGGGUGAGGGUUGUCCUAUCAGCUGGUGGCAGCCUGGGCCCCGGGUCCCUUGUGUGAGAAUCGCAGCAGCACCAUCCCUGUCUUUUUGCUUCUUCCUCCUUCUUCCUCCACGUUUCCUGCCUUGUCAAGGUUUUUGUUGAUGAAGUGAAUUGUUAGUCCCAUGAAAUAAAAUCAAAAGCCAGAAAACUA
This is a messenger RNA of Heterocephalus glaber (naked mole-rat), 3357 nucleotides long. It is a transcript of the gene Kat14, whose product is annotated as lysine acetyltransferase 14. The record is from RefSeq and is a predicted model, not a curated record. NCBI's taxonomy places the organism in Eukaryota, Metazoa, Chordata, Mammalia, Rodentia, Bathyergidae. Gene Ontology annotation, molecular function: histone acetyltransferase activity.